Messenger RNA from Pogonomyrmex barbatus (red harvester ant), 1911 nucleotides. RefSeq names its product fatty acyl-CoA reductase 1-like. Gene Ontology annotation, biological process: long-chain fatty-acyl-CoA metabolic process. NCBI's taxonomy places the organism in Eukaryota, Metazoa, Arthropoda, Insecta, Hymenoptera, Formicidae. The record is from RefSeq and is a predicted model, not a curated record. Gene Ontology annotation, cellular component: peroxisome. Gene Ontology annotation, molecular function: alcohol-forming very long-chain fatty acyl-CoA reductase (NADP+) activity.
AAUACAUUACUCACAAUGAAUUUCAUUCCUGUGAAGUGCAUAGUUCACAGUCGAAGUUUAACACUGAUAAGAGUGACAUCGAGAAUUUCUCAAAUCACGAGUAUUCCCCAGAAACUGCGGCAACGGUAUCGAAUCAAGAUGGCGGACAGUGAAAUAGCACAAUUCUUCGCAGAUCGUAAAAUCCUUAUUACGGGCGGUUUAGGUUGCCUGGGGAAACUUUUGAUCGAAAAAUUAUUACGAUGUUGUCCAAAUAUUGCGACGCUGUACAUACUCGUGAGAAACAAAGAUGGAAAGAAUCCUCGCGAACGCGUUCAACAGCUUGCCGAAAUGCCCUUAUAUGAAAAACUGAGGGAAAAGCAACCCGAUUUCCUACAGAAAUUAACAGUGAUCGAGAGCGAUUUAGAUAAAACAAAUUUAGGCUUGUCCCAGCAAGAUCGAGACAAAUUGCUCGAUACGAAUAUUAUUUUUCACGGUGCGGCGGUUGUACGAUCUAAUCAAAGACUUCGCACUAUGGUGAACGUCAAUGUGCAGGCUACGAAGCAAAUGUUGCUGCUCGCGAAAGAGAUGCCGGAUCUUAAGGCUUUCGUUCACCUGUCAAUCGUCUUCGCUCAUUCGCCAAUCAGAUCCAUCGAGGAGAAAUAUUAUCCCCCGCCGAUGGAGACUGAUGAAAUAUUGUCGCUGGUGAAUAUCUUAAAUGAUAAAAAAUUGGAUGCUAUCACUCCGGCAUUGAUCAGUGGCUGGCCCAAUACGUUUGCGUUUACGAAAGCAAUCGCGGAAGACACGGUGCUGCGAUACGGAUGCAAAGGGAUGCCGGUGUGCAUUGUGCGACCAUCUAUCGUGACUUCCACCUGGAACGAGCCGAUCAUGGGUUGGACCGACAGCGUGUAUGGGCCCAUUGGCCUCCUGGUCGGCUCGAGCCUUGGCUUAUUGCGCACGAUACAUUGCCACAGCAAAAAACUCGACUUCGUGCCGGCCGAUUACGUGACGUCGUGCUUGAUCGCCGCCGCCUGGCACACCAACGUAAGAAACGUCAAAAAAGUUUUCAAAGUGAACGUGGAGACGGGCAUUGUGCCAGAUGUGGAACGGAUACCGGUGUAUAAUUACGUGUCGUCAUGCCAGAAACCAAUAACCUGGGACACAUUCCGAAAGCACGUACGUGCUCAUGGAUCAAAGAUACCGGGUGUGAGGGAUAUACGGCUGCAGUGCAUGUUUUGGAACAGUAGACUGUGGAUGCACAAGAUCCUCAUGUGCCUGUUCCACUUGUUGCCCGCGGUCAUAGUGGACGGGGUGGCCGUUCUGACUGGUCGAGAUCCAAGAUGGUACAAGACCUACAAUCUGAUACACGCUCAUCUCUCGGCAACGUCCUAUUUCAUGACGCAGCAAUGGUACUUCAGGAAUGACGCGGUAGUCAAACUUUGGGAGCAACUGAGCGCGGUGGAUCGCGAGAUGUUCGAGUUCGACAUGAGCAACUUCAACUGGAGCGAAUACAUAAAACGAAUGGUUCACGGUAUUCGCGACUUUAUCGAUAAAACCCCGUGGGAUGCUGUGGAAAAAGGGUUGGCCGAAUAUAUUGAACUCUGAACUUUAUAUGCAGAUCAAAAGUCAAUCUACAUAACCAAUCUAUAUAACCGAAAAGCUACCUAAUAUUUAAAUAGUUAAUCCUUUCAUUCUCAAAUUAUUUGAAACUAUAAAAGAAUACUUUAUAUUCUUUAUAAUAUCCUAUUCGCUUAGAAGCCUUUAAAUGCAUAUAAUAAAAUAUGUAUAGAAUCAUUUGUACAAAAUUCUAAAAUAACUAAAAUAAUAUAUGUAAAGGUAUAUGAAAAUAAGGUGUAAAUGACAGUAAUAUUUCAUUACACAAUUUUAAAUGCAAUCGUAUGGCUAUGAUGAGAAUAAAAAGAUAUAUAUUUCAAA